Messenger RNA from Physcomitrium patens, 3031 nucleotides. RefSeq names its product COBRA-like protein 7. Gene Ontology annotation, cellular component: membrane. The record is from RefSeq and is a predicted model, not a curated record. Lineage: Eukaryota; Viridiplantae; Streptophyta; Bryopsida; Funariales; Funariaceae. Gene Ontology annotation, biological process: cellulose microfibril organization.
GAAAAUCCCUAGUGAAGGCUGUGACCAGUCUCGGAGGGGGUUAGUCAUAUGGAUCUCCAGACUAGUUAGGCUAUAUAUGACGCCCCAAAUCGCCAUUACUAGUUGUGGUCUGUAGAAGGCCGCCACGCCGCCCCAAUUCAACGGAGCGCUACUACAGCUCUCUCGCCACUACUGAUCACUCGUUCAGCUCUCUCUUGGUUUUGCUGGAUUGCUGCUGGCCAAAUCAGCCAGACAGCGUUUGAUUUGCUCUUGCGACGUUCUGAAAGUUUCUUCCUACACUGCCUCUGCGGGUACACCUCCGAAGCCUCAUAGAGGCUCGUUCUGGCGAUCCCUGGGGUUGAUCUCUCACUAUUGAGGAAUUUUAAGAUCUGGUGGAUUGGGAGCUCACACUGUCCACUGUAGAUGUCAGCUUGAGAUUGGAUCUAACAUUGAAGACUUGGACUUGCAGUUUGGUAACGGCUCUGCAGAACUGACUCUUAGUUGAGGAUUUGGAUACGUUGGACUAGAUUAUCAGGUGUUCACAUAAGUUAAGCAGGUUAGCAGGAAUAAAAUCUGAUUACCUUCGAAUGAUAGCCAUGAGUCAGUUUAAUGUUGUUGGGGGAGUGAUUUUCAUUGCUCUCUUCUCCGUUUUUGCGACGUCUGCGGAAGGAGAAGCCAGCGGAGGUCUUCCCAUUCCGCAGCAGCCCCUGCACUCUCCAAGGAUUGCUCCACAGCCCCCAGUUUUGUACGCCCCUGCCCCCGAGCCCGCACCUUUGUGGCCUCCUUGCGAUGGAGUAGAUAUUGUUUACAUCAACAAUUACACAGCGAGGAUCUACCCUUUCCUCGACGACACUCCCUGGUUGCAACCUUACAGAUUCGAGUCUAUUGUGACAAUCACCAACAUGGGAUACUCAACAGUUGAAGCCUGGGCGAUGGGAAUAGAUUUCCAACACAAUGAGAUUCUUGUGGACGCUGAAGGUAUUGUCUUGGAGGACGGGCGCCUCAUGCCAGUCGAUGUUUCCAACGGCACCGUCCUGACACAAAUUCCUGCGGGAGUGCUGAAGAAUGCUAUCGAGACUGCUGGGGAUAUGAACCAGGUUCAGAAGACUUUCAAAAUCAAGGGCACAGAGUUCGGGAAGAAGCUGGAUCCCAUGCCGAGAAGCAUCAACAUUACUCUAAAAGGCUACAACUGCAGUGAAUCAUUACUCUAUGGAAAUAAUACGAUGCACACUUGCUGUUCGGAGCCGAACCGAAAUGUCACCUUGAAUGACGAGGAAUUUUUCUUGAAUCCUGAGACCGGGAACUUCACCAUCAUGUACGAUGUCAUACAGGCUUAUCCCGGCAGCUACUUGGCGCAUGUAACACUCUCUAAUGACAGUCCCAUUGCGCGUCUGGAUUUCUGGAAUAUUUCUUUUACAUGGCAAGAAAAUGAAUUCAUAACCAAGAUGAUGGGCGCUACAACGCGAGAAGCCGACAGGGAGGUGUGCAUGAACGGAAUUGCAGGAAAAACUUACUCGGAUCCUGAUAUGAACAACGUAUUCUGCUGCUCGGUGAGUCCGGAAAUCGUCGAUCUUCCCAUUGACAGAACCAACGACACGCAAAUAGGUGGAAUUGAGUACUGCUGCAGGAACGGAACCCUCUGGCCAGCGCUGCUCGAUGAGAAAAAAUCGAAAUCCGCUUUCCUGAUGAAUGUUUACAAAGUUCCGCCUAUGAGCAGUCAACUUAAUCAUAUUAUCCCUCCCGGAAAUUGGAGAAUUGGAGACGGGAGGUUCAAGUGCGGUAUUCCACGCCGAAUCAAACCUACAGCUUACCUGGAUCCUUACCUGCUGUAUGAGACCACUGCCUUCAAGACCUGGCAGGUGACUUGCAAUGAGACUGAGAACAAACCCCCUCCGAAGUGCUGCGUCUCAUUCUCAAAAUACACCAACGAUUCAAUUGUGCCUUGCCGCACCUGCGCCUGCGGUUGUCCUGCAAGCCCGCAACCAGCGUGCAAUGCAAGUGCCUCUGCGAUGUUGCUCCCCUACAGUGCCAUUACCAUGCACCCGGAAAAUCGAACACGGCAGAUCCUCGCGUGGGCGGACAUCAACCACAACAAGAAUAUUCCGAACCCCCUUCCCUGCCAGGACUAUUGCGGUGUAGCCAUCAACUGGCACAUUGUGUCUAACUUCACCGGCGGAUGGAGUUCCCGCAUGACGCUGUUCGACUGGUCUGACGUGACUUUCCCGGACUGGUUUGCCGUCCUCCAGAUGCCGGGGGCUUAUCAAGGCUUCCAGCAGGCCUACUCCUUCAACGCCACCAAGAUGCCGAACAUGAACGGCACGGCGCCUGACAACACCAGCGUCAUGGUUACGGGGCUUCAGGGCUUGAACUACCUGAUGGCUGCGACGAACCGAUCGGCAGGAAAGUUGCAGUCCGUGUUCUCCUACACGAAGCUCACAACGUCAGGGAUGCGUGAACAAGACUACUUUCCUGAGAAGGUUUGGUUUAACGGCGAAGAAUGCGUCAUGCCAGAGGGCUUUCCAUUGUCGCGAAGCGGAGCUCUUCCAACACGUCCCGGGGUUCUAGCUUUUGCGAUCUUCCUGAUGUCCUGCACAAUGGCCUUCUAUGAUUUCUUGGGUAUUCUGUAAGAGCCUCGGCAUUAGCAUGUAAAGAACAAUACAUCGAGUCAGCUUGAACAAUACGAUCAGCGUUCGAUAGCUUAUAUUUGUAGUGUGGGGCAGGGGAUCAAUCGAUUCAUUCAUUUAUUCUUCAGAUUGUCUGCGGACUGCCACAACCAGCAGUCGCAGGAAAUCCAAACUAGUGGCCCUUGAGUUGUAUAAUACAUAAGGCGGAAGACGGAGGUUUUUGUCACCCAGGUAAGAGCUUGAUCGUGCUUUUUUCCUGGCGGUGGCUAGUAAGUGGAAUGUGUGAAUCUGGAGGGCCGUGGCGCCAGCUCCCAAAUCCGUCGUGACGGCUGCGCGCGCCUUCCAGCUCCUCUUCCAAUUAGCUCAGUAAACAUGAAAACAAGAGUAUACAUAUAUAAUUUUCUCACGCAUGGUCUUCAAAUUUCUCA